Messenger RNA from Doryrhamphus excisus (bluestripe pipefish), 1188 nucleotides. It is a transcript of the gene twist1b, whose product is annotated as twist family bHLH transcription factor 1b. Gene Ontology annotation, biological process: regulation of transcription by RNA polymerase II; developmental process. NCBI's taxonomy places the organism in Eukaryota, Metazoa, Chordata, Actinopteri, Syngnathiformes, Syngnathidae. The record is from RefSeq and is a predicted model, not a curated record. Gene Ontology annotation, molecular function: RNA polymerase II transcription regulatory region sequence-specific DNA binding; protein dimerization activity; DNA-binding transcription factor activity, RNA polymerase II-specific.
CUCCCGGAGGCCCAUCUAUGGAUACUUUGGUGGCUUCGAAGCACACAGACCUACAGGUGGACUAACCCGUGGACUUGAUGACAGGGAUAUAAGGUCUGGGACUCUUCUUUAGAAGGGGGGGGCACUGUUUCAGUGUUGAGAGUGGAGAUGUCCGAGGAAAAUUUGGGGGAAGAGUCAAGCAGCUCCCCGGUCUCCCCUGUGGACAGCCUGAGCAACAGCGAGGGGGAGGCGGACACGCAGCCCAAGAGAAGCGCGAGGAAGCGGAGGCCGAGUAGGAAACACGCCGAGGACUCCGACAGCCCCGUGCGGGGGGGCAAAAGAGGCAAGAAAUCGAGCAGCAGCGGAAGCCCGCAGUCGCUGGAGGACCUCCAGAGUCAGAGAGUCAUGGCAAACGUGCGGGAGCGACAGAGGACACAGUCUCUCAAUGAGGCGUUCGCGGCCCUGAGAAAAAUCAUACCUACUCUGCCCUCGGAUAAACUGAGCAAAAUACAGACGCUCAAACUCGCCGCCAGGUACAUCGACUUCCUGUGCCAGGUGCUGCAGAGCGACGAGCUGGACUCCAAGAUGUCCAGUUGUAGCUAUGUGGCCCACGAAAGGCUCAGCUACGCCUUCUCCGUGUGGAGGAUGGAGGGCGCCUGGUCCAUGUCAACAUCUCACUAGCACCAGGACGACUUAAGCCCAACACGGUGACUGCUGAUUCUAUACUUCUCACAUUUUGACGGGACAAAUCUGGAGUCCAAUGCUGGAUACAUGGGAUCACUAUUUAAAGCAAAGACCACGGAGGUGCUGCGGGGGAUUUUUUUUUUAUUGUUUUUGUAGCCCCCCCCCCCCUCCAAAACACCCCCCCCCCCCACUCUGAUGACGACGGUGUCUGUACAACGUUGUUGACGACGAAUGUUGAAAAUAUCACGGUUGAUGAAGAGUUGUUGUUUUUUUUUUUAAACCACCAUGUAUUUGUACUCAUUUCUGCCUAAGUGGAAUGAGACAGUGUGUGUGUGUGUGUGUGUGUGUGUGUGUGUGUGUGUGUGUGUGUGUGUGUGUGAGUGUGAGUGUGUUGGUGUAACUCACAUUAUAAAUGGCUGUCUUCUUUGUGGAUCCAACCUGUGCAAGAAAAAAAAAUAUUUUCAGAAUACAUUUAUUUAUUUAUUGAUGGUACAUUUAGGGACUACAUCCUGUGUCUGAAAUACA